Molecule: messenger RNA, 1095 nt
Organism: Caenorhabditis bovis
Lineage: Eukaryota; Metazoa; Nematoda; Chromadorea; Rhabditida; Rhabditidae
Source: the annotation of a GenBank genome assembly
AUGGACUUCAACUUCAAAAAGAUUGCCAGUGAAGCCGGUGGAUUUUUCACCAGAGCUAAACAGCUUACCGAGGAAACAUUUCUCAAGGCGGAACGAACGGAACUCGAUGCAAACUUUGAGAAUCUCCUCCAAAGAGCAGAUAAAACUGAAGAGCAUACUCGACGUUUGCUCUCUGCUAUUGAAGGAUAUUUACAACCAAAUCCAACUAUUCGUAUGGAAGAAGUUUUCUAUGAGAAGCUCGAGCUCAAAAAAGAUGGUCCAGCGCGUCAGAACAAUCUUGAGCAUCUCGCUUUGGCUAUGUCGGAAGCUGGCGAACAGUUUGGGUCCGAAACGCCCUAUGGUAGUGCUUUAAUCAAAGUCGCGCAAACUGAGCAGAGACUUGGUUUGGCCGAGAAAGAGUUGUGCCACCAAGCAGCUACAAACACACUAUUGCCAAUUAGGCGUUUCCUUGAAGGCGACAUGAAGACUAUUCAGAAGGAAAGAAAGGUUUUGAAUACAAAACGACUUGAUUUGGACGCUUGCAAGAAUCGGUUAAAGAAAGCGAAAAACGUCGAACAGCAAGGAAAUACGAAAUCUGCAUCAGGAUUAACUGUGGAGCAGGCUGAAGCGGAUGUUCGCGUCGCCCAGGCCGAGUUUGACAAACAGGCUGAGAUCACAAAGUUGCUGUUAGAAGGAAUUCAAACUGCUCACAAUAACCAAUUGAAAUGUUUGCGCGACUUUGUGGAAGCUCAGAUGUCGUUUUACGCGCAAUCUCAUCAGCUCAUGGCAGAUUUGCAACGCGAACUUAGCGGAACCUUGUCCUUCCGUGGCUGCUCAGCAACCAUAAUUAAAAGUAGUGCAGAUCCACCAAAUGGACGCAGUCAGGCAGCUCCGACGAAAUCAGAAAGAACAGCGGCAUUCCUUCCGGAUGACAUGGGGACUAAACAAGCUAAAGUUAUAAUGGACUAUGACGCGGUGUUGGGAACGGAAAUUAGUGUGAAGCAAAAUGACGUUUUAAUUGUUUACCGACUUCCGGGAAUGGAUCCUGAAUAUGUAAUGGCUGAGAAGGGAGGAGUACGCGGAAAAAUACCAAUAACUUAUUUAGAGCCUUUGUAA